UCACAGCGAAAGCUGCUCACACUGCUCAUGUAUCCACUCAUGGAGAGACUUUCCGUCCUCAUCGUUUGAGACACCUAUCAGAGAAUCCCAAGGCUCACGACUUUAUGAUUUUCACCACACAAAACAUGCCAUAAAACCUGCUUAGGGCUCAUCUGACAAAAGUUGGCUGGCUGUCCUGGGACAGAACAGAUUAAAGGGGAUAGUACAUGGAUAUUUCUCAGUCGCUGGUCAAUCUCGGCUGUGAGAGCAUAACAUUGACCUCUACUUAAGCUGUUAAUCGUGGAGAAACGAAAAGAAAAGCGAGCAAGUGGGCAUGCCACCCAAGAAAAAGGGUUCGGCGGACCGUCAGGACUCAGGGGCCACUGAGGAGAAGGAGAAGAAUGCCCAAGUCCAGCUGGACAAGGCCAAGUUUAAGCCUGUUGCUUUCGCUGUGCGCACAAACUUCACCUACACUCCUGCAGAUGAUGACAACGUCCCUAUACCAGGCCACGGGGUUUCUUUUGAAGCUAAAGACUUCCUGCAUAUUAAAGAGAAAUUUAACAAUGACUGGUGGAUUGGACGGCCUGUAAAGGAAGGGGGAGAGGUUGGUUUUAUCCCCAGCCCGGUGAACCUGGAGACAAUUCUGAUCAGAAGAGAGGUGCAGGCCAGGAAGGCUGCCAAAGCACUGGCCAAUAAAGCGGCUAGUGUUGCCAAAGAUGAUAUGAAUGCAAAGAAAGCAGCUCCACCACCAACAGUUCAGCAAGUGAAGAAGAAAUCGGGAGAGCAGCUGGCUGCAUAUGAUGUUGUGCCUUCCAUGCGUCCCGUGGUACUCAUGGGGCCUUCGCUCAAGGGCUAUGAGGUUACAGACAUGAUGCAAAAAGCUCUCUUUGAUUUUUUAAAACACAGAUUUGAAGGAAGAAUUACAAUCACCCGGGUGACAGCAGAUAUUGCACUUGCCAAGCGAUCGAUCCUCAACAACCCCAGCAAGCACGCCAUAAUGGACCGCUCCAACACCCGUUCCAGUUUAGCUCAAAUCCAAGGAGAGGUUGAGAGGAUUUUUGAGUUAGCACGCAGUCUACAGCUUGUGGUUCUUGAUGCCGACACCAUUAACCACCCUCUCCAACUAAGCAAGACCUCCUUGGCCCCGAUCCUGGUGUAUGUCAAGAUUUCAUCACCCAAGGUUCUGACAAGACUGAUAAAGACCAGGGGCAAAUCUCAGACUAAACAUUUGAAUGUUCAGAUGGUGGCCGCCGACAAACUGGCCCAGUGUCCUAAUGAGCUGUUCGAUGUCAUCUUAGAUGAGAACCAGCUGACAGAUGCCUGUGAACACAUUGCUGAUUAUCUGGAGGCCUACUGGAGAGCCACACACCCUCCUGAAAUGGAGCCUUCCAACCCCAUGCUGGAGAAACUGGCAGAAAACACACUCCCCACCAGCCCCACACCUGCUAAGGAUGAACAGAAAAGCAAGAAGUCGGUUGCUACCAAGAGAAAAGGAUCUCAAGAGCACCAACAGGAGCAUCUUCCCCAGGCUCAUGAGACGAGAGAGGAGGAGGAGGAGGAGGAAGAAGAAGAGGAGGUGCAGGAGGAGGCCGAGGAGGAGGAGAGACUUCUUCGUAGUGAGCCAAAGAGACACAGCAAUCGUCAUCAUCACCACCAUCAUCAUCAUCACCACCAUCGCUCCAGCACCAGCCGACCGACAGAGCCCCACAACAAACACCAGCAGCAAGUGCACCACCAACGGCCCGCUGACAUGGAGCUGCUUCCUGCUAAAGACAUUUCAUAUACAGAGUCCCGGAGCAGGCGCACGCUCCCGGUUGAGGGCGACCCAGACCAAACCGAGGUCUACCACAACAGGACUACAACUCAAAAGGACCAUAACCAUCACCAUCACCACCGACAUCACCACCGCCGCGGGACCACAGAUGUUCAACCGGAUUAUUCCCAUCUCGAGCAGCAGGACUACGAACUGGAGCACAAUGAGCACAACAGGCAACAGAGACAGUCGAGCCAGCUGCGCUCGCACAAACAACCCCACCACUAUGCUCACUCACACCACAGUCACUACCAGGGACGGGAGCGGGACGGGGAGAUGAACAGGUGUGUAGGGACAGAGGAGUGGACGGAAGACAUGUACAUUCAUCGCUGAGAUGGUCAUUGUUAUAAUGCUGCUAUGUGAAAUGCUGGAUACGUGUACUCAGGACAACAUGGUUUCUUCUUCUUUAUCCAUUCUGCUGCAUCAUUGCCUGUUCUGGUCAGCGUCUAAUUUUCUUGAUUUUGAGUUUAUAUCCAUAUAAUUCUGUGUUCCUCUGGGUUUAUAUUCUUCCCCUACCAUCAGGGCCAUGACUACUUCAUUUUUAAAUGAUUUUAGCAUAUUGGUCCUGGCAUACAUCUCUGUUUGUUACUGUCCCUGUUUCAUGAUAUGUACAUAUGCAAUCUGGUUAUGUUUUAUAUUGCGAUGCGCUUAGUCUUACCAAUCUUUAUUUGUAGCCCUUGAGAAAGAUAACACAUUUUUUUUCCUGAUUUUUUUAUUUAAGUCUUUUGUGGAACAUGCUGCUACACCAGUGUUAGAUAUGAAAAUAUUAAGAAUAUACUGUAAUAAGGGACUAGUCACUUCAGAUAUUUUAAAGGUGACCUAUUAUGCCCCUUUCUACAAUAUGUAAUAUAAGUGUCAGGUGCCAGAAUGUGUCUGAAGUUUCAGCUCAAAAUACUCCACAGGUUAUUUAUUAUAUAAUUAAAAAAUGCCUAUUCUUAGAGGAAGCAAAAACACUGUUUUCGUGCAUGUGUCUUUAAAUGCAAAUGAGCUGCUGCUCCACACCCCCUUUUUAAGAGCAGGGCUGCGCCUUUACAGCUCAUACGUCAGAUACUCUGAGAAAAAAAAAUAAUAAUAAACUUCUGUUUGGUUGUGAUUA
Molecule: messenger RNA, 2888 nt
Organism: Carassius gibelio (silver crucian carp)
Lineage: Eukaryota; Metazoa; Chordata; Actinopteri; Cypriniformes; Cyprinidae
Product: voltage-dependent L-type calcium channel subunit beta-3-like
Exons: 13
Coding region: 314-2125 (603 amino acids)
Biological process (GO): chemical synaptic transmission; calcium ion transmembrane transport; regulation of voltage-gated calcium channel activity
Cellular component (GO): voltage-gated calcium channel complex
Molecular function (GO): protein binding; high voltage-gated calcium channel activity
Source: RefSeq, a predicted model, not a curated record